Molecule: messenger RNA, 3189 nt
Organism: Malassezia globosa CBS 7966
Lineage: Eukaryota; Fungi; Basidiomycota; Malasseziomycetes; Malasseziales; Malasseziaceae
Exons: 1
Coding region: 1-3189 (1062 amino acids)
Biological process (GO): endocytosis; actin cortical patch assembly; endosomal transport
Cellular component (GO): actin cortical patch; nucleus; plasma membrane
Molecular function (GO): actin binding; calcium ion binding
Source: RefSeq, a predicted model, not a curated record
AUGACUGGCGGUAUGCCGAUGCAAAUGCAGUCGACAGGGAUGCCCAUGGGCAUCAUGUCCAAUGCGUCAUUCAUACAACGGCCGCCGGCGCCGCCGCCACCGCCCCCCAAUAUGAUGACACCUAUGUCGAGUGGGGUACGGCCGAUCAUGGGCCAACCGACAGGUAUGUCUCCCAUGCUUGUUCAAUCGACAGGGAUGCCUCCAAUGAUGAACCAGUCUACUGGUUUAUCGCCAAUGAUGGGCCAACCGACCGGCAUGUCGCCGAUGAUGAGCCAGCCGACCGGUAUGAGCCCUAUGAUGGGUCAGCCAACAGGACUGCCUUUGGCUGCACAAACGACAGGUGCCUUCUCGGAUCCACGCAUGCGUCUUAUGUAUACACAGUUCCUGCCAGCAGCGCAACCGUACUCCGGUGUACCAACAUCAAAUAACAUGAACUUUCACCUGGGAAGUCUGCAGCCCGCCCAGUUCCAGUCUAAGCUGCAGACACUUACGCAACAACAACCUGAACGUGCGAGGAAUCAAAUUCCGUGGACGAUGAGCAAAGAAGAGCGCAAAAGCUACGACAGCAUUUUCCGCGCUUGGGAUGCAAAACGCACGGGUUGGAUCAACGGGGACGUAGCAAAAGAGCUGUUUGGUCAAAGCGGCCUUUCUCGUGAGCAGUUACUCCAAAUUUGGCACCUUUCCGACUCAGAGAACCGCGGGAAGCUGAAUAUUGCAGAGUUCCAUAUCGCUAUGGCACUGAUUUACCGAGCAUUAAAUGGAAACGAAAUUCCACAAGAGCUUCCUUUAGAGCUCAUUCCGUCGUCAACGCGCGAUCUGAGUGAUAGCGUGGACUUCCUGAAGGAUCUGCUCAAGCAAGACACGUCCGUGCGCCAUUCAACUGCAUUAAAUCUCGCUGAGCCUGGUUCGAAUAAAGAUAUCAAGUAUAAGGAGACGCGCUCCUUUUAUCGAAAUCCUAUUGAACGCGAAGAAACAUCGCGUCCCACUGACGCUGUUGCCUACAAGCACCAAGAAUCGGAUUCAGCCGGAUACCGUAGCCGAAGCCGGUAUUUGGACCGUCGCGAAGUCCGUUUUGAUGGUCAGAGUGCAGCUGAGGGCCUUGGAGAAAUGAAACGACAGCUUGAAAAAACUCAGCGCAUGCUUGAGAGGACAGAUCUACGUGAUGAGGAGGAUCACGACUUGCAGAAUGAAAUGGAGGAUGUGCGCUAUGCGAUCCGUCGCCUGCAAGAUGACAUCGAAUACUAUAAUCGCCGCGAGGGGCCACAUGCUGGGGACCAGCGUCGUAAAGCGGAACGUACGUUAAUGCAGCUAUUACAUGAGCGACUGCCGCAGCUUGAAAAGCGACUCCAGCGUCGUCAAACCCGUGACCAACAAAAAGACCUCGAGGCAAGUCGUCAACGCGAUGCACGCAACAAUGACAAGUACGCUCAUUUACGGGAACCAAUGUCUUCUAGCGCCUCAUUGCAAGCUUCUCCAUUGGCUUCACAAGCAACAUCUGUCUCUCCUACGACCUUGACAACAGAGCCUUCAGAUAAUAAUACACGUUCUCUGGCUUCGACUAGCACCACUGCUAGCGCUACUGCAGCUCCACCAAAGCUGUCUGGUCCUGAGCGAGAAGCGUGGAUUCGGUCAGAGGCACAGCGACGGGUCCAGGAGCGGAUGCGAAUGCUUGGCGUGGGUGGCUCUGUGGAAAAGACAGCGUCUGUGGAUGCCUCUGUUGAGCAGCGCUUGGCGGCUGAGCGCAGCGAAGCUGAAGCUCGUGCUGCACAGGCAGACAAAGAAGCGAAGGAACGUGAAGAGGCACGGAAAGCACGUAUGCGAGAAAACAAGCAGGUGCCUUUCGCGUCAGCUCGAAGUCGCGCCCAACCGCCGCCACCACCAGCUCGCUCGAAUCGUCCAGCAACAAGCCAGCAAGCACCAUCUUCAUCUAAUACAUCGGCUGUACCCGCACCUCAGCCCAGGCGUAUGACAGAGCUUGAGCCUAAGCCUGAGCCUGAGCCUAAGCCUGAGCCUGAGCCUGAGCCUGAGCCUGAGCCUGAGCCUGAGCCUGAGCCUGAGCCUGAGCCUGAGCCUGAGCCUGAGCCUGAGCCUGAGUCUAGAUCUGAACCUCAUUCUGUUUCUAGCAACUCCACAACGAACCCAUUCUUGCGCUUGCAAGGUAAGGAUUCUUCCAAGCCAGAAGAAAAACAUGGCAUCCCGAAACAUAAACUCCAAGCAGAACAGGGACCCGUGUCAAAACCUGAAUCUUUCCAUGCCUCUGCAUGUAGGCCGAACGAUGAACCUUCUCGUUCUGCUAUCCCUAUGCCUUCAAAAGUUUCACCAUCUCUCCCUCCUGCACAACGGGCAACCUCAUCUGCAUCUACAUCUUCGUCUUCUCGCGGCGUUCAUUUACCUCCAUCUCAGGACGAAGACUGGGAGGAAGAAGACGACGGGGACGACGAAUAUCCGAUGAGCUCACGCGCCACUCGACAGCAUCUCGCUCAGCAAUUAUUUAGUGGUGUUGUGCCGACGCCUGAGCCAGCCACAUCAGUGCCAGAAGCGCCACCAGCGCCACCAGCACCUGCUGCGCCCCCUGCCCCACACACCUCCGCCGUGACUACUAGCUCGGCUCCAUCGAACCUCGGCGGUGGCAUGGGUGAUCGAAAUGCUUUGUUGUCACAAAUUCGUGGAGGUCAUGCACUGAAAAAGACUGCGACAAGAGAUCGAUCCGGUGCUUUAACAGCUGGCUCAGUUUUGGGCUCUGCAUCGCCGCCGCGUGGUCUCUCUACAGCAUCGGUUCCGGAGCCGGAUAGCAGUGAUGAUGAGGAGCCAGAAAGGGCCGAUCCAAUGUAUGUACAUGAUACAAUGGUCAAUGUACCUGGCGCGUAUGAUCUAGAUAUGACAAACACUGCGACGCCUACCCAUUCUAAGAGCAUGGAACCACAAGAGACGCUAGCUUUACCAAAGGAGGACGAAAGUACAGCUCUUGGCUUUGAUACGGGACGUGUGCUGCACUUUCGUAGUCUGUAUCCAUUUGAAGGUGGAGAAGGCAUGCUCACGUUUGAGGAGAACCAAGUGUUCUUGGUUCAUCCAACACUGAAUGGCGCGCCUAUGGAGGGUGACUGGACAUUUGGUGCUCUUUUAUCGAAUCCAUCGCGAAAGGGUUUAAUUCCGGCUGCAUAUGUGACAUGCAUGGAACAGGGUACGUAA